Messenger RNA from Ceutorhynchus assimilis (cabbage seed weevil), 1850 nucleotides. The record is from the annotation of a GenBank genome assembly. Lineage: Eukaryota; Metazoa; Arthropoda; Insecta; Coleoptera; Curculionidae.
AUCAGGACUCGCCAAUAACUUCUCAGAGUUCGGCGCUUACAUAAGUUUCUUGAAUCCGAUCAAGUUAAUUGGACCUAAAAAUAAAUUGAGAUUUGGUAGUUGGGUGUCGUAGUUUUUGAGUGCACAAUAAUUUUUGACGAGACAUGUUGUCCCCUGGAGAAAUCGAAGAUCCCCAAAUCACCAGUGAGCAACUGCUCUCUUUAAAAGCCGACAUCCGUAUCAUCAACAUGUUGGAGGAGCUUGCUCACAAGCACUGCCCAUCGCAGUUUCAAGACAUCGAAAGUGGUGGAAAAAUUUCUAAAUCAAACGACAAGGCUUCAGCUCUCAUUGAUGAAGGACGCAAAAUGUUCAGGCAGAAGAACUACAUGAAGGCUUUAUUGGCAUUUACUCAAAGUAUUGCAAAUGCUUUAGAUAAAACAGAAAUUUUGGGAUUGGCUUAUGGAGGCCGUGCCGAAGUUUUGUUCCAGAGAGGAUUUUUCAAGGAAUGUUUACAAGAUAUUGAAAGAGCUCUAGAAAACAACUACCCCAAAGAUCUGGUAGGUAAACUUCUUGAAAAAAAAACACAAGCAGAACUCAACAAAGCCACUCAAAAAAUCAAAAAAUUUCAUGAAGAUGUGCCAGCCUUAAUUCAUCCAAAUCCAAAAAUAUCAUGUGCUGCUGACAAUGUUGAGAUUCUCAAAGACGACUAUGGUGGACGCCAUGUUGUUGCAACUAAAAAUAUCGAAGCAGGAGAAAUAAUUUCCAUUGAAAAACCUUAUGCUGUUGCCAUAGGCACCAAGCCUUCUCAACGCUUCUUACAUUGCCAUGAAUGCUUGGAGACGUGUUUUAACUUGAUACCUUGUCCUGGAUGUAGAACUGCACUGUAUUGCAGUGAAAAAUGUAGAGAUACUGCCAGAGAGUUUUAUCACUACAGUGAAUGCGAUCUAUGUCAGUUUGACUUCAAUGAAUUGCUAAACGUGAAAACAGUAUUAAAGGGUCUUAAAGAGUUAAGUACUGUAAGUGCUGACGUACAACAAUUCGAUGGAACUAUGUACAAAUCUGACAGAUAUGAAGAAAUCCAAGUGCUUCAAACUAACAAAGAAAAACGUUCAGUGCGCGAUCUAUUUGAGGCUGCCAAUGAGGCCUGCAUCGUUCUCCAUUUUUUAACAAAAUAUUCUGACUUUUUUACAAAAGUCCAAAUUUCUAGCGACCGCCUAAAAGAAUUGCUGUUUCAUCACUAUUUCAAUACUACUUUGAAUAAGAUUUCAGUAGAGAAGAUAAAAAAGGCUUCGGUUGAUACAGAGUUUCAUGAAGUUGGCGAAGCAAUUUAUGCUUUUUCUAGUUUACUGAAUCAUCAUUGUUACGGAAAUGUGGCAGCAUCAUUCUAUGGAUCUACGUUGGUUCUGAGAGCAGCUAAAAAUAUCAAAACUGGCGAGUCAUGUUGUUUGACUUACAGGAACUACAAUUUUGCCGAAUUCCCAAAGCUUGUUCGCUCUCACCAACUUUUCAAAUACUACCAGUUUACCUGCACUUGCCAGGCCUGUGAAAAUAACUGGCCGAUUUUUGACUGCCUUGACUCUGGCGACGUUGAGGCUUACCAACAGCUGGCCGAAGAAGUCAAAAAGGCUUUGAGCGAGGCUAACGUGGAUAUAAAUGGGAUUUUGAAAGUGGUCACCAAGAAAGUGAAAGAGUUCUCGGCAGCAGAACCAACGAAAGUCGAUGUUAAUGUUAAGAGAAUUUUCUGCGAUUUGCUUAAGUUUUCUGGCAAUAAAAUAUUUGAGUUUUAGAUAUACAUACCUAUGUUUUAUUUGUUUUAUUUGUACUCUUCAGUCUUCAGUAAAAUAGAAUUGCGCUCAUGACUGGAAUGUUUA